Messenger RNA from Tribolium castaneum (red flour beetle), 958 nucleotides. It is a transcript of the gene Fgop2, whose product is annotated as Fibroblast growth factor receptor 1 oncogene partner 2. NCBI's taxonomy places the organism in Eukaryota, Metazoa, Arthropoda, Insecta, Coleoptera, Tenebrionidae. The transcript is spliced from 3 exons. The record is from RefSeq and is a predicted model, not a curated record. The coding region runs from base 260 to 865 and encodes 201 amino acids.
GAUGGUUGAAUGUUCGAGUAAUUGAGUGGCCUACUGUAGUAUUCGCGUUUGUGCGCACCUGUCACCUAAAUAUCGGCCUUGUGUGUUUCCUUCAACCUAAAUUAUUUAUUUGUCCGUCUGUCAAUUACAAUUGUCCAUAUUUUAAACAAAUGCUGAGAAUUCCUCAAUGAAAUAAGCGAAAACAAAAUGCCUACAGUGUAGUUAUGUGUUUUUAAAGUGAUUUUUUUACCCCGGUGGCCACUAAGUUACCUCAUAAAAAAUGUCCCUCACAAUUCAGCAAAUAAUCACUGACGCGAAACGCCUAGCAGGUCGUUUGAAAGACCGCGAUACAAUUGCUGAUACUUUGUUGAAUGAGACGAACGCAAUAACGAAAAAAAUUGAUGCAAUGAAACAGUUUCAAGAAGAAGUCGAUGUGUUGAACGAGGUGGCGAACCAAAAGCCGCAUUCCCAAUUAAUUGCGAAUAUACAAAAGGAGAAUAGACACUUGAGGGAGAUUCAGCAGGAGAAUAGGGAGCUGAGGGCAGCGUUAGAAGAUUAUCAAACCACACUUGAACAUAUUAUGACCAAGUAUCGGGAGCACACCACGGAGGAAAUCUACAAGACUAGGAUAGACUUCAAGGCGUUGCAAGACAAGCAAUACGACGAGAUAAUCAAGCACCAGGCCGAGAAAAUACACGAAAUGGCCGCAGUUAUGGAGCAGGCUGCCCUGAUUGACGAGGACAGGAUGGUGUGCAACGAGGAAAUAAUCGCAAGGCUCAAAUUGGAAAACCAGGGCCUAAGGGAGAUGUUAGGUAUUGCAUUUAAACACGGCAAUUUAAUUAAUAAAAUGGAAGACAAGACCAUCCAAACUGAGACCUCAACUUGAAUUUCCCCUCACGAUUUUAUCCAUGUUUUGUUCUGUUUUACUUAUGUUUAUAUACUUUUGCACUGUUAAUAAAAUUAACAUUAAUCGGUGAAA